UCAUUUGAAUAUUCCCACUCCAACUUCCAGAACUUUCUUCCCGGCAGUAUAUAGUCCGCGAGAAACCGUUAGUCUGCACCACAUCCAGGACGAGAUCAGAAGACCAGAAGACCAGAAGAUCAGCUCAUCAAAACAGCUGUGCGAGAAUGAAAAUCGAAAUCUUUGACAACACUAUGAAAACCUUUCAAGCUUCUCAAACUUGCCCAAUCCAAAAGCAAGAAUGUGGGUGACCAACCUCAUUACUCUGUGCCUUUUGGCCUUCGCUUCUUCAGCCGAGGAAAAGAAACUAAGCAGCCAUGCGACUUCCCUGGCCGACACUAGCAGCCAUCUAGCUUUUAACCUGUAUCAGACCUUAGCCAAAGAGAAGGAUCUUGACAACAUCCUGAUUUCCCCUGUGGUGGUUGCGUCCUCUCUGGGUUUAGUUGCUCUUGGGGGAAAAUCCUCCACAGCAUCGCAGGUCAAGAGCGUCCUUAAGGCUGACGCCCUGAAAGAUGAGCAUCUGCAUACGGGAUUGUCUGAACUCCUGAGUGAGGUCAGUGAUCCAGUGGCCCGCAAUGUCACCUGGAAGAUCAACAAUAAGCUGUAUGGCCCUAGUUCUGUCAGCUUUGCUGAUGACUUUGUGAAGAGCAGCAAGAAACACUACAAGUAUGAUCACUCCAAGAUCAACUUCCGCGACAAGAGAAGCGCUAUCAACUCCAUCAACGAGUGGGCUGCCAAGUCUACUGAUGGCAAGCUCCCAGAAAUCACUAAGGAUGUGAAGAACACAGAUGGUGCUAUGAUCAUCAAUGCCAUGUUCUUCAAACCUCACUGGGAUGAAAAGUUCCACCAUAAGAUGGUUGACAACCGUGGAUUCCUUGUGUCCCGCUCCUUCACCGUAUCCGUCCAAAUGAUGCAUCGCACAGGUCUUUAUGGCUUCUAUGAGGACAAAGAGAACAAACUUUUUGUGCUUAACAUGCCACUGGCACACAAGAAAUCCAGUGUGAUUUUCAUCAUGCCCUACCAUGUUGAGCCCUUGGAGAGGCUGGAGAAGCUCCUGACAAGGGAUCAGCUAAACACCUGGAUGGGCAAGUUGCAGGAAACUGCAGUGGCGGUUUCUCUGCCUAAAGUCAGCGUCGAAGUCAGUCAUGAUCUGCAGAAACACCUUGGAGAAAUUGGUCUCACAGAGGCAGUGGACAAGUCCAAGGCAGAUCUGUCCAACAUCUCUGGCAAGAAAGAUCUCUACCUUUCAAAUGUCUUCCAUGCGUCUGCUUGGGAAUGGGACACAGAGGGUAACCCAUUCGACGCCAGCAUCUUUGGUUCCGAAAAGCUCAGAAACCCCAGGCUGUUCUAUGCUGACCAUCCAUUCAUCUUCCUGGUGAAGGACAACCAGACCAACUCAAUCCUCUACAUUGGUAGACUAGUUAGACCAAAGGGAGACAAGAUGAGAGACGAAUUGUAGUUUUAAAGUGCUGAUACGUGUAGACUUUUUGUUUUUUAUUUGUUUUUGUUAUUGAUAAUGUGUAUAAUUUGACUUGUUUCAUGGUAUGGUUAAUGGUUACCUCGUGAUGGAGCACAAUUUAGCAAGUUUUUUUUUUACUACAUAAAAUCAACAUUUUAUUUUUCAAAGUACACUUUGGUGCUGAAAUGGUAAAAGAAUUCCACUUGUGAGAUUAGAUCAUCACUUUAUCCGCAGGUUUGCCAUCAAUCGGACCAUGUGGCUUUUAUAAAUUCGGCCACGAGAAUAGAUGCUCUACUUAUAUUAAGUACGUUAGCAUCCAUGUCCACCUGUGUUUAUUUGAUGGUUAUGACUGCGCCUGAGCUCUCCUUUUCAAUUCUAAUCUUCUGUGACAACUGUGUGGGUUCUUUGACUUAUCUUUAAUGUUUAAAGAACAAAGGAUUUUUCCACAAAUGUUUAAAUGCUCGUGUCUCUCAAACACUCCGAAGAUGAAACCAAGAUCUGUCAUUUCGCUGCCUCAUCUUGUGCACUGAUGUGUUUUCAUAAGCAUGACAGAUGAGGUCAGUUGUUAUAUUGUGUUCAAAAUCAUGUUUUCUGUAAAA
Messenger RNA from Silurus meridionalis, 2037 nucleotides. RefSeq names its product serpin peptidase inhibitor, clade H (heat shock protein 47), member 1b (gene serpinh1b). The record is from RefSeq and is a predicted model, not a curated record. NCBI's taxonomy places the organism in Eukaryota, Metazoa, Chordata, Actinopteri, Siluriformes, Siluridae. Gene Ontology annotation, molecular function: serine-type endopeptidase inhibitor activity. The transcript has 6 exons. The coding region runs from base 221 to 1438 and encodes 405 amino acids. Gene Ontology annotation, cellular component: endoplasmic reticulum. Gene Ontology annotation, biological process: negative regulation of endopeptidase activity; collagen fibril organization.